AUGCACAUCUCUCCAUCUUCAGUACGCUCCUCAGCACUUGGCAAGGCUUUCGAGCCUCUACAGUUGGACGACAGCGCCAUGCUGGCUGUGGGCCUCCUUGCUGAAGUGGGCAAGAAGGAGUCCAGCAAGUUCUGGCCAUACCUGAGGAUACUGCCUGGCGCGAAUGAUCUCCACAUUCCACUUCUGUGGCCAGAGGAGGACAGAAGGCGCCUCCUCGCGGGGAGCCCGCUCGAAUUGGCGGCGGAACAGCAACAACUGGGCUUGCGGGAGCAGUGGAGCGGCAUCCAAGCCAUGGCCAAAGACGUGCCUGAGUUCUCAGCCGAGUUGACGGAGGAGGAUUGGCUCUGGGCACAUGCCAUAGUUCUGACUCGCGCACUGCCCUUUGGCAACGAGCUCUCGCUGAUACCGGGCCUAGAUUUGGCCAACCAUCAGCUCGGGUCCAACAACACCUGCUCCAUUGGUGUGGCUGCGCCGGAUGGUAAAGUGGUCGAGGCCACGGAAUCCGCGCAGCUAGAGGGAAAAAAUCCUGAAGCUGUUCUGACAGCAGGCCGUGACCAUGCAGCUGGCGAGCAGGUCUUCAUCGACUAUGAUGGUGGUGUUGGUCUUCGCCUGGCAUGGGAGAUGGUGCACACGUAUGGCUUCGUGCCCAACAACAUGCCCGCCUACGCUGGUAGGCCAGUGUUCUUCGAAGGGGUCCAGGCCGCGGAUCCCAUGGCGCGGCAGAAACAAGCCCUCUUUGAGGCUCUGGGUGCAGACCCAGAGGUGUUGCAAGGCUUCUGGCAUGAGGUGCGGCCACUUCCAGCCCAGUGCAGGGCUAUGGCUCCCAAGCUUCGCCUCGCCCAUUUGAAGCAGGAGGACGGGGAGAUUGCCGCAGACCUCGCUGCCUGGAGAGCAGAGCCCAAGGCCACUCUCCAGGCCCUUCAGUCGCCUAUCAGCAAGGAGAAUGAAAAAAAAGUUGCCGAGCAGGUGGUGAACACCUGCACGGAAGCGCUAGCAGAACUGCCCGGAGAAGAAGAGCUCAAAGAAAAAGCUCUGAUGCCGCAGACAGCUGACGAGGAGCCUCUCCAAGUGCGAACUCGCUUGGCGGCCCGGGUGCUUCUGGGUGAGCGGCUUGCAUUGGAGACUUGCGUCCGUGAGUGGACAGUGUGGUCCGCAGCUCGAGCCAAUGAGCUCGACCUGGCAACAUUGCUCAAAGCAGCAGAGGCUGCAGUCGCCCUUGGCGCUGGUGGCCCGGAGCUUCGCAGCCUCGUCGCCGGGGCGGCGCUGCGCCGGCGGAGCGAGCUCGAUGGGCCGACAGCUCUGGCUUUCUCAGAGCUGCUGAGCCAACUUGGCUUACAUCCGGAGGACGACCUGAUGCUGGUGUUGGCAGACCUGACGACACCGGCACUCUACAUGUAUUGA
Messenger RNA from Symbiodinium pilosum, 1401 nucleotides. Lineage: Eukaryota; Dinophyceae; Suessiales; Symbiodiniaceae. The record is from the annotation of a GenBank genome assembly.